Messenger RNA from Porites evermanni, 9470 nucleotides. NCBI's taxonomy places the organism in Eukaryota, Metazoa, Cnidaria, Anthozoa, Scleractinia, Poritidae. The record is from the annotation of a GenBank genome assembly.
AUGGAUGAAGACGAACAAGAUGUUUACGUGGCACAACUUCACGAAGUAUUCGACAGUUGUGAUCAUUCCGGGAAAGGUUUCCUCAAUAGAAGCGAACUUGUUGAGUUGUGCAAAAAAUUACAGCUCGAUGACCAAGUUCCGCAACUGCUACAACAGCUUUUGGGGAGUGUGGAAGCAGAAGGACAGGUAAGUUAUGUUAACGUAACUUCAGAAGGUUUAGAUAAGCCCCGAUACCGUGGUAACGACGACCUGUUUUAGUUUGGCGUCGCUUCAAAUUUUGUUGUUACAUAGAUUGAGGGUUUAAUCUAAUUUACAACCUUUAAUUUCCGAUCUUCCAUUAAAGCUGGUAAUGUUUUUCGAUCUGUUAUGUUUACGUAUACCUAUCAUAAUAUUCUCUUCUCCCUAUCCGCUACCGGGGAAAAUUAGAUUGGUUCAAAAUUAUUCGAGUCUUUGUUUAUUUCAGUUCCAAGUGGGAGUCUACAGUACAAUAGUUUUGUUUACAGAAUGAUACCUUCGAGAAACUGAUACCUUAGGUUUUCUUCAUGUGAUGUCGAUUUCUUUAUCGAUUUUAAAUUGAUAAGAUUGGAAAAUUCCGUUGGUUCAUUUGUGUUGGCAAGUGAAAACCUCAUUUACAGCUGUACUUUCAUCACGCGAACCGGAUUAAGAUAUCUUUUGAAAGUUUCUUUUAGUUAUAUUGGCAUUCACAACGUACAUGUUUAGUGAUCAGUGAAAUUGAGAAAUUUGAAAAAAAGCGGCCUUGUUUUUUUCAUCAUUAUUUCGAUGUAAAAAUCCUAUUCAUCUCAUAAACAAACCACGGUUUAAUCGCAGAACAAUAACCCCGUCACUACAUUUUAUUUGCAUUUCUUUUAUCUCAAAACCAUGGCCUUUCUUCCAACAGCAGGCUGACGAGUCCCAUGCGGGAGAUAAUUUCAUCAGCUCAUUUUGUAAUUAUUCCGAGCAAUUUGCUGUAGAUUUUAAAUUUAUUUGCAUGCUGUUUGUUUGAUAUUAGAAAUUCAUCUAAUUGUCAAUUAGUUUAAUGAGGGUUCACUCUUUAUUAGUAUUUUAUGAUCUUGCCCCAGGCAUUUAAUUUUAACUAAGUUGUGUGGAUUUUGUUUUGCCCACCAGAAAGUUGCCACAUCUGUUAGAUAUGUGAGGAAACUUCUCAGUGUUGAAGAAAAAAUGUUUUAGAACUCUUAGAGAUUAACUUUAGGCAAGUUAAGCUCUUUUUCCAGCUUUUAAUUAACACAUAACCCUAAACUCUUUGUUUACUGAUCAUGUCAACACUUAGACGGAUUAACAAAAAGCUUACCACUUUGCAAACCCUCUCAUUUAAUACACUCAUUCAUCAUCUCUCUUGGGCAGAAAAUUAACUUCUUUGGCUAUAGUCAUUCGCUCGUAUAAAACAUGAAGGUACUUGUCAAACCCAUAAAGUUAAACCCAUCGUCAAUAGAUGGGUAUGGGGAAGGUGUCUUUACAAACAGAGGGAGCCGCAAGCGAGCACGGAAGGUGACCAUUGCAACCCUUCAAGGGGCAACCACCUGGUACCAUCACACUUUGAACCUUUGUGAGGGGUUUACUGGGAACUUACCAAGACACUAGUGAAGGGGGUGAAGCUGGGAGCAAAACGGUUGAUUGACGGCACAGGACUAGACUACGAUCAGUCUCUCUUUUUUCUUGGUCCAUCAAGCAAAAGGCUCGAGACACACAAAUGACCUUGUGGGUUACUUAACUUGUGAGACGGGAGAGGCACGAAAAAAGAGUGACUACCCGCAAAGCCAGAGAGAAUGGUCUUUCAUAGUCUAGUGAUUUUUUGGCAUAAAAACUGAAGUGUUGACAGGCCAAACACGUGAAACGUGACCCUAGAGUUUGCUUGAACAACAGAGGUUUUCCUUCUUUUCUUUUUGACGCAUAGCUUAUGCAGUGCAUAGAGGCGAUUCUAAACUAAUUGACUGAGCAAAUCUUAAUUUUGGCUGCUAGUGUUACAUUUAGAGGUCAUGAAGCUGGUGUAUUUCUCGCAUAUUAAUAAACUCAUUCCUGUGGUUUAUGUUUUGAAUGAGAUCACCCGAGGCCUGGCUCUUUUAAUCUUUUCUUGUUUAUGGGGAGUUCUCAGGGGAUAAUGUUCUUCAUAACCUAAUUGUAGCUUAACUAAAGCUAGGUCAGCUAUAGAGAAUUGUGCUGCAAGUCAGUCAAGAUCAUUCUUUGGGCGCCGAUUUGUUUUUUUUUUCCUGAGAUUCAAUGUAACCGAAUCUUUGUCCUAUAGUGGGUUGUCCUGUUUUGCAUCCGUUGGUAAUUACUUUUGUUUUAGCUGUUUAAAAUAGGCUUCCAGUGUAUGCAACGUUCUGUUAUAAGUUCUAAAGCAUGAAUGCAGUUUUGGAAGUAAAGCAUUCCUCGGCAAUGAAUAGAGGCUUUGAGCAUUGCUUCUCUUUGCUCUGUAUCUAAUCUUUCUAUUUUCGGAAUCCGUGACAAAGAUUCUGCAGUGCUUCAGCGGUCAUCAACUUGUUAAUGGUUUUGAUUAUUGACAAUUUUGUUGUCAACGCUUCAUGCAUCAGCCAAUCGUAUUUGCGUUGUGAGGCCAAUGCGUAUUUCAUUUACUCUAGCUGUGUGAGCAGUCUCUGUUUUUUCUUCUUGGGCUGCCACCCUCAUUCCUCGUGGCUUCGCCACUUGACGCUCGCGCGCGCGUGCACUCCCCUCACUAAAUCUGAAGAAAAAGAGAGACUGCUCGCAGUCUAGCACAGGACAGGCAAUGUUAGCAAGAUGAUAUGAACUCAACAAUGGCAUUGUAAAAUCAUGAAUGCCUUGCAAAAGCCCUGAGACCUUCCACAUACGAUAAGGGAAAGAGACCAUUGGCCAGCACUGUCUCAUGUUCAGCUUAACCUAUAUUGCAUUUAAUGACAUAAUUUAAUCCCUGGCACUCUCUCAUCAACAACUCUCCAACCCCUUAAAGGAAAUACUUGCCGCAUACACUGUGUGUACAGUCCAGAUACACUUACAUGCAAAGAAUAUAAACUGUCAAAUAGUAUUGGAACCCCAGUCCACAGACUAAUGCCUGUGGACCUACACUGUAUUUACGUGGAUCAGUAAAAUGGACGCGGUCCAUAGGCCGCCCUUGACUGGAAAACCCCUAAUCUUUUAAAAAACAAUUUUACUAGAGGUCUUACAGAAUUCUAAGAACCAUAAAUUGACUAUACUGCUGUCAUUUAAUUUCACCAGAAUCUCUUAAGAGGUUGAAACGUGUAACUCGCGAAGCUUUCUUAUGCGUAACAGCAAGGCUUUUAUAGCUUGUAGAUGAAAAGUCUAGGUAGUAUAUUAUUUUUAGCUAUUCAUGACUUCCCUAUGUUAACAUAUACACAUGUAGAUAGAAGUUACAUUAAUUAACACAACAAGCUAAUACCUAGUGCAGGGUGCAAAGAAAAUCAUUUUUACAGCUUGCCUUUUGGGCAACCUGAAGCUAGCAUUUACUAGCCCAGUCGUCAUUUCAACUAGCCCCAAAAGUUUUUUGAUGACCAGAAUUAAUUUCACAGUUCUUCUGUUGUUCGAAUUUCUCAAAAAACAUCCCUUUGCCAUCGGGCAAGUUAAAAACAGAAUUCACUAGUCCUAUAGCAAAACCCACUAGCCCCUAGCUAUUGGACACAUACUUUCUUUGUACACUACUAGUGAUACCUAUUUUGCAGCUGUACAUGUAGCAUCACCAGUUAAGAAGGAAUUGCUUCACAACUUGAACUUACAAAAGUCAAGUAACAUAUGAUCUGUUGCUUUAUAACUUCUGUUGUGUAUCUUGUGGAAACGAUUUACAUGUAUGUUGUCUCAUCAUGGCAGAGAACCUCAAGAAGAGUUUUAAAAAACAACAGUUAUUAUUUAUCAAGACCUGAAGGCCUGUCAAAAGGCCAAAAAUGUUUUGUGACUUGUAAAAAAUAUGUGCUUGCUCUGGCAACCAAAUAGUGUAUGAAGACAGCUAGGAUGCUCACCCCUGGCCCCAGGCUGAAUGUUGAGACCAGGACUUUUCAUUAAUGUUAUUACUGUUUUUGGAGAAAAAGGCUUAAAGCUCUGUUUUACAUGUAAGAGAAAGACUUUUGCAAGUGCAACAGGUGGUCGUAGUGUGCAGUAUGCUAUAUGCUUGUGUCUACAGCUUGUGGGAUUAUAGAGGCAGGAUCUUGGCCCUUUUUUAAAAUCGGUACUUUAUUUUAGCUGCGUGAAAAAAAAAAGUCAGGUUUACUGGAUGCUUCAAAAAUUUUAUGGAAAAAUUUGAAGAAUAUUUUAAGGUUAAGUCAUCAAAUUUCUUGCUGCCUGACCAAACAUAGUUUCAAGCCUGGGUUAAAUUACACUGUAUUGAUGAAUAUUAAAUGAACUCCGAGUAUAACCUGCUUUCUGACAUCAUUGUGUGUCCAGCUCUGUUGUCUUGUUUUAGGAGGAAAGACUGAUAACCUAUUCCCUGUGUGAAAUAAGUCUUGGCUGUUCAUCUCUGGUUAUUUUUCUUUACAAUAGUUUCUAACUGACAGUGUUAAAAAUUUAGUUAUCACCAUGAAAGAAUUUGUAUGUGAUUAUCUCUCAAAGGAAGUGACAGUCAAUGGAAGGAAACUAAAUGUAAGUUUGAAAAUUGUUCAAGUGGAUGGAAAGUUUUCUUUGUUCGACCACAACAUACAUGGAACUUAUUUCAUUCUUUUUUCCUCUGGAAAUAAUUAAUAAUCAUGAUGCUUUUCUCCAUUUAAACCUUUUGAGUCAUAAAAUAAUACAUUUAGCCACUAUGUUACUGCUUUGUCCUUAUUGCGAAUGUUAUCCAGUGCUUUGCUCUGACAGAGCCUAGUGGUCCCUGGUGCCUACCUUUUGCUCUCACACGACCAGAAAAUCUUAGUUUUUUCAUACAAGUUAGAUGCUGGGCACCCUAGAUUUUACAGUUUUAGGAAUCCUAAAACUGUAAAAUCUAGGUUCAGGGUCCGAAAUUGCACCUUCCUGGUCGCCAAUGCGACCAAAAAUUCAGUUCUGGCAACCAGAAUUUCAUAGCUGGUCGCCAGCUGGCGACUUGUAAAGCUGGUUGUUACUAUAGACUUUCACGUUCGGAGAAAAUGAUUAAGAAUUGAAACCUCGAAGCUAUUUGUCAACAGGGGCGUACUUUUCGUCCUGCUGAUAUUUUUUUAAUUUAAAAGUGAAACGAAUCUUCCUGUAAAUAUACCUCCACAACAGCUACGAUCAAUACGAGUUGAACGUUUCCAAGCCGCCAAGGGGAAUUUUUUGCGACCAUAAUUUGCCCUCUGACGACCAGAAAUUUAUACUUGCUCACCAGUUGGCGCCCAUAUUAAAAAGUUAAUUUCGGACCCUGACUAGUUACUGGUUCCGCUCAAUUUUCCUUAAAGCACAACCUUGUAAUCAGUUUUAUACACUGUGGUUAAAUUAUGACUACAUGAUAGAAAUUUAAAAGGUAAAAGUUACUUUAAAAUUAUGUACAAGGAUUUUAAAAAGUGGGUAAAAGGGAAAUUACAUAUCACCAUAAUUUUUUUAAGAUCAAGAAAAAUAAUAGAGCUAUCAAAGUUAGCCCAGGAAGCUCAUUAGAGAUUUUACAGUAUCCUAUUUGCACAAUCAAGGAAACUAUGUAGGUUUGGAAUUCAGAAUCCAGCAGUAAUAAAUUUCAAAAAGAAAAUUAUUAUCAGGGUGCAAAGAAAAUCAUUUUUAUAGCUUGCCAUUUGCGCAAGCUGAAGCUAGCAUUUACUAGCCCAGACGUCAUUUCAACUAGCCCCAAAAUCUUUUCGUCAAGCAGAAUUGAUUUCACACUUUUUCUGUUAUUCAAAUUCCUCAAAGAACAUCACUUGCCUGGCGGGCAAGUUAAAAACAGAUUUCACUAGCCCGAUAGGAAAAUCCACUAGCCCCGGGCUAUCGGACAGUCUACUUUCUUUGCACGCUGAUUAUGUAAAGUCAGUAGAAAAUGUAUUUUCGUUACGUCACAUUACCACGGUAGCAAAAUUUUUGGAUGACAACAAACCAAUAAGGUCACUUAAAAGUCUAUUUGCACUAUUUUAAAUUUCACCGAUCUUAUUCAAUUUUAUUUAAUUUGGCAAAUCUUGGUGAAAUUUUCUUUGGGACUGUAUCUAUCGUUAUCUAAUUUUUAAAAAAGCGACAAUUUUUGUGUUAUGUUCAACUACUCCAUAAAGCGGGCUCGUGAAAUUAGGAAGUUUCUUGUUGUUGUUAUGCAAUGACGGCAAAGAAAUGUACAAAAUAGCAUGAUGCACGUGCAAAGUUGUUGUUUGUUAAUAUAAGUUACAUAUAUUUUUUGCCAUUCUCUUUGCAGUUGUUGGGUUUUUUGUCAUCCAGAAAUAGUGCUACUAUGGUAGCGUGACGUCACACUUCUCUCUGUUGUAUUGUACUGUAUAUGUAGUCUUGUCUGUUAACCGCUUUCAGGUGACAUUUGAUGACUUCAAAGAAGGAUUUGUAGCUGUGCUUUCUCAAGCAAUUGAACAGUUGUCCUCCAGUGAGGAUGAAGAUCAACCCUCUGAUAGUACUGCAGGUAAAUUAGUAAGCUCUUAGACUAGUCCUGGGAAUCAGUCGAGAAUAUUUUCUUAAUCAAUCAUCAGAAAUAAUUGGAUUGACCCAACAGAUCAAUCAUCGAUUAUUAUCAGAAAAAUUUCUUUGCAAGAAUUUGAGACAACACCUUGAGUGUUUGUGAAUUUGCCCAACCGGUCCUAAGUGUUUAUAAGAAAAGAAGUAACUCUCUUCUCUAAGCAAUGUGGCUGGCACAUGUUGUCAGACCAUCCCGCACUUUGUUUUUACUACAAGUAGUGUUUAAGGAACUCAGGUGUAGUCAGGUAGAGUAGUAUUUGCUGUUUGCCUUUUGAUCUUUCUAAUAAUGAAAACUGGCUUAAAGAGUCAGAGACAAUGGUUUGCAGUAACUUUCAUUUACUGAAAAUAAUUAUCACAUUAUACAUUUUAAACUCUUUUAAAAUGCAACUGGCACUUUAACCGGGGCUGUCAUUAAGGGGUGGGGCUUGAGAUUUUCCCCAGCUACUAUGAAGUCGACGCCCUUUUACUUUUUUAGGAGUAGAAGAAAAAUUAAACCAAAGGUCAGAAUCCCUAGCUCUUUGAUUCCCUGCCUACUUGUUGUAUUUAUAAUUACUAGCUAACUUGAAAUCUUAGUGACAGCCCUAGCCACAGGCUGACCUAAACAAAUAAAUGCUGAACACCUUCUGUUUAACAAAGAUUCUUAAUCAGGUACAUGUAUGUACAGUGCAUACCUAUUAUAAUGGUAAAUACUGCAGUGUUGUCGUGUACAUUAAUCAAUUUAUGUAAGUUUAACAAUGUUUAUCAACAUUGAUCACUUUCAGAACCACCAAAGGCUGUGGUAAAUGAGAAGAGGUAUGGAAGAAGGUCACGACCAGAGACUUCAUACUCAGAAGACCUGUACUCUGCUGAUGAUGAGAGUCUGAUUGACAGUCGGCCAGAGAGUCGCUUGAGUGACUCACACUUCACAAUGGAGGCUGAUCGUGUUGAGAGCCCUGUCAGAGAGGUAUGUAAUGAAAAAUUGUACGAAGUUGUCGUGGAUGCGAGGACAACAUUAUAACUUACUGUCUUUAUGUCACAUCUUAACAGCAUAUUAGCUCAGACCUGAGUACACAAAGCAGAGUGCAAAGAAAGUCAUUUUUACAGCUUGCCAUUUGGGCAAGCUGAGGCUAGUAUAUACUAGCCCAAAUGCCAUUUCAACAAGCCCCCCAAAAUUUUGAUGAGCAGAAUUGAUUUCACAGUUCUUGUGUAAUUUGAAUUCCCCAACAAACUUCAGUUGCCUGUUGGGCAAGUUAAGAACAGAUUUCACUAGUAGCCUGAUAGCAAAAUCCACUCCGCAGACUCGCACUCUUCCAACUUGCAGCAGUAUGUACAUGUACAUCCAUUUUGUUCCACCCCUGGGCCAUGUCAGAGUAAGUAUAGCGUGAGAAAACAGCCAACAUUUCGCGACACCACCACUAGUUUUCCCUCAGAGUGACGUCUGAGAAACGAGGUCAUCAGACAUUCGAUACUGAUGACGGAUCAGUGCCCAGAUCUGGGUAGUGCUUCUGAUUGGUGGAAAGUUUGUUUCAACCAAUCAGAAGCAGUACCCAAUUUGGGUUGUGAUGUGUCAUCAGCGUGGAAUUUCAGUGCUCGUUUCUCAGGUGUAAUUUCGUUGGGAAACCAGUGGUUUCUAAUGUCAGAGGGGACUUGAGUUAGUUUAACCAUUCACCCCUGAACUGCCCGUGAUUGCCUGUGUGUAGCCAUGCCCCUUCUACAGCUUGUGAUUUCAUCAGUCAUAAAGAACUCUAUCUAGGAGCUGGCUGUGCCAAAAGUGGACAUUCCUGGACAUUCCAGGCACUCAACCUUCAUUAAGCUACACAGAAAUUAAUACAGGGUUCUUCUGAAUUGCUAGAGGGGUGGAAUUUCCUGCAAAUUGAGCCAACGGGCGCAUAAUGGGUUACAGGUAGCUGGGACUGUAAGUGUAUGGUGUUCUUCUGUAUACAUGUUAUAUUAUUACUCACUCAUUUUCUUUCCCUUAAGGAAAAAACAAAGUUGAAAAGAAGACUGUCUAGCAGGAAGAGUAGCCUGAGAAACAGCAUACGUCGUCACAACUCUAAGCAGAGGAAGUCACGUGAAGAUUCUGUCAUUGUGAAUGACUCCGAUGCAGUGGAUAGUGGUGGCUAUUUAAGUGUUUCUCCACAUCCAAAUGAUGGCAACUCAGGUAUUUGAGAUUUGCAAUGUUCUCCAUGCAGUUAUUAAGGAGCUAUUGUAACUGUAUGGAUCUCAAGCUAGGCCAAAUCAGCAACCGGUGUAUCAAAUAACCCUUGAGCCCCAUGUCCACAUACAAAUUCACCAGACCAGAGGUGGACCUAGAGGGAGGUUGCAGGGGGUGCCCACUCUCCCCCCUUUCUAAUUAUUACUGUGCAGUCACUUUACAGUUUUUCAAAAUCUGCUGUGUCGCUUGAUAUGUAUUAUCAGCAGUUCUCAUUAAUUGCCUAGUCAAAAGCCUUCUUCUUCAUAUUCGCUUUUAAAAUUUGUUUAUGUCAACAGUCAGUUACGCCAUCUGCUAGUGGGAUAUCCCCUCCUAAGAAAAAUCCUGGAUCCACCCCUGCAGACUGAACUACAUACAUUUCCAUUUGAGGAUCAGUCAACAGAGAUUUGUGAAAAAAUCAAAGAAUUUUCCUGUUAGUGAUCAUUACUUUAAUUCUCUUAACUCAUUCUCUGUCUCUCUCUGUCUUAAUUAUGUAUUGAUAUUGUUAGCGGAAAGUUGAUGCUUGUCACUCGUGGGAUUUACUGAAAGGUUUAAACAAGUCCUUGAAUGUUUUACAUACAUGUAUUGGUGUAUGUCUAAUUUUCUACCAGGCUAUGAAUCUCCUACUGAAGAAGAACAACUGAGGGCAAUCUGGAAUGAAGUCAAUGUUGGUGCAACAGGUUUCCUGGACAGACACGAACUGUCAGUUGUGUGUGAUCACAUCGGCAUGGACUCCAUGAAUGAACAGGUUUGA